GAGAGGUUGAAAGGUAGGAGAGAAUCCAAAUCACAAGAGAAAGAGAAAGAAAAUGGUGAAACCAAACGAAAUAGAGAACGUGACAGUACAACAACCAGAAUCAACAACAAUAGAAUCACUCAAACGUACUUUGUACAACGUUGAACAACUUCAAUCUCAAUUACCUGAAUUCCUUGCUCUAUCAGACCCUGAUCAUCUCUCUACACUCCCACUCCUUCAACGUGCUCAUUCUCUCUUCUCCCUCGCUAAACUCACUUCUACCCUCUUUGAAUUGAAGUUGAAGUGCAGAGGGAUUAACCCAAAUGACCAUGCCUUUAAAUCUGAGCUUGAUAGGUUAAGUGUGUGUCAAAAGAGACUGGAACGACUUCCAGAUUUGAGUGAAGAACAGUGGCAAGAUAUGGUGGAGCAAAAGUUUUAUGAGGAGCAGACUGGUCAAAAGAGGAAGUAUCCAUCUUCCGAAGAACAAUUCGAUCUAAUUGAUUCCAAGGAGUAUGUGGAGAAAUUGCCAGGGGAGGAUGUUGUUGGUGGUAGUAGUAGUGGAAGCAGUAUCAAGGAAGCAAUAAUAAUUGACUUAUCAGAUGAUGAUGACGAUGAUGAUGAUGAGUAUAUGUGAACAACAUGGAGCUGUGUUCAUGGGAGCAAAUCAUUUUGAUGUGUUCAGCGUCCUUGUUGCUUUUGGAUGACUCAUCAAAGCUUGGUGAUGCGUCAAUAAUUAAACGGAAAGUGGGUCGCACACUAACAUGUCUCAUCUCAGUUAAUGGGCAACAGUAAUCCAGCUAUGAAUUGCUGUUUGUAAGAGAUGAAUGCUUAUUGCUUAUGGCUUGUGACUGGGGUUGACUAUGCUUUUUAACUGGUGUUUUAAGAUUACAAUUGUGCCUUCAACUAUGUAUAUAUUGUAUGGAUUCAAUGUUAGACGAUGACUUUUGAUGUCAGUUUUUGAUUUCAUAUUCAUUCAGCAACA
Molecule: messenger RNA, 961 nt
Organism: Medicago truncatula (barrel medic)
Lineage: Eukaryota; Viridiplantae; Streptophyta; Magnoliopsida; Fabales; Fabaceae
Exons: 5
Coding region: 53-613 (186 amino acids)
Biological process (GO): maturation of 5.8S rRNA; regulation of gene expression
Cellular component (GO): exosome (RNase complex); nucleolus
Molecular function (GO): DNA binding; RNA binding
Source: RefSeq, a predicted model, not a curated record